AAUCCUCGUCCAAAGUUUACAGGUCAAAGGUCACCGCUGAACCAAGCCAGCAGCGCUCGCCUUACGUUAGCCAACAAUGGCUAAACAUCACCCAGAUUUGAUCUUUUGCAGAAAACAAGCCGGUGUCGCUAUCGGGAGGCUUUGCGAGAAAUGUGAUGGUAAAUGUGUCAUCUGUGACUCCUAUGUGAGGCCGUGCACGCUGGUGCGCAUCUGUGAUGAGUGUAACUACGGCUCCUACCAGGGACGUUGUGUCAUCUGCGGAGGGCCAGGAGUGUCUGAUGCCUACUACUGUAAAGAGUGCACCAUCCAGGAGAAAGAUCGAGACGGCUGUCCUAAGAUCGUGAAUUUGGGCAGCUCUAAAACGGAUCUGUUUUAUGAAAGGAAGAAGUAUGGCUUUAAGAAGAGGUGAAGAUGCCACGGCCCAGUUUUGUUUUAGUAUUUCAGCUUUUGCAGAUUUUCUUUAAAAAAAACCUGAAGAAACAUUUUUUGACUUGUCAAUAAAAACUCUGUUUUAUAUUUCUGUGUUCCUGUUUUGAAUGUUGAAAUACUCUUGAACAUUCAAGCUUGUAACGUAAAAAUUGAGUCUUCAUACGCUCACGAAUUGCUUGAUAUUAAUAGUCACUAAACAUCUGGCUUCUCUGCGUCACUGACAAACAUUAUUUAAUUACCAGCAACCCUACAAACAAAAAGACAUCAUUGGGUUCAUACUAAA
Anoplopoma fimbria (sablefish) is the source of this 712-nucleotide messenger RNA. RefSeq names its product PHD finger protein 5A (gene phf5a). Bases 77 to 409 code for a protein of 110 amino acids. Gene Ontology annotation, cellular component: precatalytic spliceosome; U2 snRNP; U12-type spliceosomal complex. Gene Ontology annotation, biological process: mRNA splicing, via spliceosome. The record is from RefSeq and is a predicted model, not a curated record. The transcript has 4 exons. NCBI's taxonomy places the organism in Eukaryota, Metazoa, Chordata, Actinopteri, Perciformes, Anoplopomatidae.